This is a messenger RNA of Nymphalis io (European peacock), 463 nucleotides long. RefSeq lists its product as uncharacterized. Gene Ontology annotation, molecular function: protein binding. Lineage: Eukaryota; Metazoa; Arthropoda; Insecta; Lepidoptera; Nymphalidae. The transcript has 4 exons. The record is from RefSeq and is a predicted model, not a curated record. Bases 83 to 394 code for a protein of 103 amino acids.
AUAGUUCAGUUCGCUUUGUAAACAAUUCCAUUGAACAAUAAACUAGAUCAUAGUUGAACGUUGAUUAGAAUACUUGUGUGAUAUGAUAUUACGAAGGCUUUUAGCAAGUUUCAUUAUCUUAAAGUAUGCUACGGAGGUUUGGAGCCACGUUGAAAUCGAGGCGGAGGAUUACUUUUUUCCUUUAGAACCUGUUAUUAAUUUCUGUAAGAUGGCUGAUCAAUGUCAACAUGAUUUCGUGCCAAUAUGUGGACAGGACUCCUUGGGAAUUUCUAGAAUGUUCAAUGAUAACUGUGAUUUAUACGAAUAUAAUUGCGAUGAAAAGAAACAAUACCGUCAUGUUAAAGUCGAUGUAUGCAAGUACGAAGCAGCUGCAGCUGUAAGAGCCGAGAAUUGAGAUGUACAAGUCGUGAUACAUGAAGUUAUAUUAUUAUUAUGUGAAUUUGUAAAAAAAUAAAUAUAUACA